AGGAGGCUUAGGUCUCCCUCACUCUUAAACUGUAUAAAUACCUCGAAUCAAUCCUCUCCGUUUUACCCCCCUCUUUCUCUCGCUCCUCAAAAAUAUAGAAAAAAAUUCGAUAUUUUUCUUAAUCAGGUCUUAGCAUAUGGGUUCUAACUCAGUUGAGGAUAUGAUAGAAGCCUCAUCUGGGGUCCACUUUUCUGGAUUCCAUAUGGAUGGUUUGGAGUCAAAAAAUAUUGAGAAGCCUACAACCUCGCCGGGUGCUGAAAAUGUGCAUAAACAACCUUUUAUUAUUGGAGUUGCCGGGGGAGCAGCAUCUGGUAAGACUACAGUCUGCGAUAUGAUUAUACAGCAACUUCAUGAUCAGCGUGUAGUAUUAGUUAAUCAGGAUUCCUUUUAUCACAAUCUCACUGAAGAGGAACUUGCUAGGGUUCAUGAAUACAACUUUGACCAUCCUGAUGCAUUUGACACAGAGAAAUUAUUAGAUUCUAUAGAAAACUUGAGGCAUGACCGAGCAGUAGAUAUUCCAAACUAUGAUUUCAAGAGUUAUAAAAGUAAUGCUUUUCCUGCAAGAAGGGUUAAUCCUUCAGAUGUUAUAAUUUUGGAAGGGAUACUCAUUUUUCAUGACCCUCGUGUGCGAGAGUUGAUGAACAUGAAGAUAUUUGUUGAUACAGAUGCUGAUGUACGUCUGGCUAGAAGAAUAAGGCGUGAUACUGUUGACAAAGGAAGAGAUAUCGGUGCAGUCCUUGAUCAGUAUUCAAAGUUUGUGAAGCCUGCCUUUGAUGACUUUAUACUUCCAACAAAGAAGUAUGCAGAUAUUAUCAUUCCCCGUGGGGGAGAUAAUCAUGUAGCAAUUGAUUUGAUUGUGCAACAUAUCAGGACAAAGCUUGGACAGCAUGAUCUUUGUAAAAUUUACCCAAAUUUAUAUGUCAUUCAAUCAACUUUUCAGAUACGAGGCAUGCAUACCCUCAUUCGUGAUUCUCAAACAACUAAACAUGACUUUGUUUUUUACUCUGAUCGGUUGAUUCGUCUGGUUGUUGAACAUGGGCUGGGACAUCUGCCUUUUACAGAAAAGCAAGUGAUCACUCCAACUGGGUCUGUAUAUACAGGUGUGGAUUUCUGUAAGAGGUUAUGUGGUGUUUCGGUUAUUAGGAGUGGUGAGAGUAUGGAGAAUGCGUUGCGAGCAUGCUGCAAAGGUAUCAAGAUUGGCAAAAUUCUUAUUCACAGGGAAGGUGACAAUGGUCAGCAGCUUAUUUAUGAAAAACUACCGCAAGACAUCUCAGAGAGGCAUGUAUUGCUACUGGAUCCUAUCCUAGGCACAGGCAAUUCAGCUGUUCAAGCCAUUUCCUUGCUUAUAAAAAAGGGUGUACCAGAGUCCAACAUCAUAUUUCUCAAUCUCAUAUCUGCACCUCAGGGUGUACAUGUGGUGUGCAAAAGCUUCCCAAGAGUAAAGAUUGUAACGUCUGAGAUUGAAAUUGGUUUAAAUGAAGAUUUCCGAGUUGUCCCUGGUAUGGGUGAGUUUGGAGACCGAUAUUUUGGAACAGAUGAUGAUGAUAACCUGCAAGCGGUGGCCCCUAUGCAAUUGUCCAAUCAGAGCUGCUGAAAUUUCAAUACCAAGUUGAUAUACUGCCUCAACUGGAGGGUUCAACUAAGUAUGUUUUAGUCAUAAUGAACUUGGAAACAAUUUUGACUUAAUCAGACCUAGAGUUCCCAUAGUUGAAUUGUUAUUAUUGUCAUUAUUAUUAUUUGCCUUUUUUUUCCCCCUAAAAUCUUUGGAGUCACACACUAGGGCUGCCAUUUACAGAAUCCUUGUCAUCAGAUGAUAAUACAUGAAUGGUGUUAUAAGGGACUAGGGAGUGGUAGCCUAUUUCUUUUCUUUGAUGGUAUUAUAGGGGACUGGGGAGUAGAGUUGCAGGCACAAGUAGUUUUAUAGAAUGAUAAUUAUAUGAUAUUUAUGUGUACUUUUAUAAACUCCGAUAGUUGAGUUCCAUAUAAUGAAAAUCCAGACUUAUUUCAAUCCGCUAAUUAAGACCAAA
Gossypium arboreum is the source of this 2027-nucleotide messenger RNA. Its product is annotated as uridine kinase-like protein 3. Gene Ontology annotation, molecular function: kinase activity; ATP binding. NCBI's taxonomy places the organism in Eukaryota, Viridiplantae, Streptophyta, Magnoliopsida, Malvales, Malvaceae. The transcript is spliced from 15 exons. The coding region runs from base 137 to 1594 and encodes 485 amino acids. The record is from RefSeq and is a predicted model, not a curated record. Gene Ontology annotation, cellular component: cytoplasm.